This is a messenger RNA of Echinostoma caproni, 2466 nucleotides long. The record is from the annotation of a GenBank genome assembly. NCBI's taxonomy places the organism in Eukaryota, Metazoa, Platyhelminthes, Trematoda, Plagiorchiida, Echinostomatidae.
AUGGCCCGAAUUAGAGCAUGUGAAUUAAAUCAGGCUCAAUCGAAGAACGGUCUUGAGGUGCAAAUGAUCGGUGCUCCUGCGUUGCGCUCCUUGACCGGAUGUACUCGUCUGAAGGGUGAUUUGGUGCUUUCAAACGAAUCUUUUUAUGUCAGCACCACCGUUCCAGAUCACGAGCCUAUCAGACAUGUGGAUCAAUUGUGGGCGUUGCAUUCACUUCGUGAAGUGACCGGUCACGUGUAUAUGGAUCUGAGCUAUUUCGGAGCCAAUUUGAAAAAUCUCAGCUUUCUGGAAAAUUUGGUCAAAGUGAGCGGUGCCUCUGAAGCAGGAGCACAAUGUCAUCCGGACUGUGAUCUGAAUGGUUGUUGGGGUCCAAGACCUGAUCAGUGUGUACGAUGUCAGCAUCUACGUGCCGGCUCUCAUCUGUGCGUGCGAACCUGUGAGGCGGUUCGCGGAUUUUCCAAAGAACCAGUCAUUGUGAACUCGUCACUACUUACGUGGCCCCAAUACGCUCGACGUUUGCAAGAGGACGCCCAGUUUCGUGAAUCAGUUCAAACUGGCCCCGGCCAACCGGAGGCAUCUUCUGUUUGUGUACCAUGUCAUCCGGAAUGUAACGACACGUGUAGCGGUCCGUCUGCUGAUGAGUGUAUAGGUGGAUGUAAAACAGCAUGGUACAACGGCUUUUGCGUCUCCAAAUGUCCUCGAGAUACAUAUUUGAAUCGGAGACGUGGGAUUUGCGAACCAUGCAACGCCAAUUGUCAUCCACGUGAAGCCAGUCAGCAACCUAUUUGCAGCGGACCCGAGUCUCAUGCAGGCCCAGGUGGAUGUACAAAAUGUGAACGGUUCCUAAUUCGUCAAUCCAUAGAUACAAAUAACAAAACACUUAAGGAAUUGGAAGUCGAUAUCUCUCACGUGACUUGCAUACGUGGCGACUGUCCAGUCGGGACAUACCUGAGCACUGAAGUGAUUCACCCAUUCGCCAAUACGAGUCUCUCGGUUCACCUUGCGCAGUUGGCCGAGACACGAACUCAUUUGGUCCCCGUGUGUCGUCCGUGUCAUCCGUUGUGCCAGCAGUGCUCCGCCUAUAGCGUGUUCCGAUCGAAUGCGCAUCAACUGGGAUGCAUCGAGUCUGAUACGUACACAAUGAUGAAGCAAAACUCAACCACUUUGACAUUGGAAUCAACGACAAUCAGUACGAGUUUGCCUGUCGUCAACAAUCAGUCUGUUGAUGGAAAAGGUCCUUUGUUGGUCAACUUCCUUGAUGGAAACUGUUUAGCUUGCCACUUGGAAUGUCAAUCCGGAUGUUGGAAUGCGGGAAUCAACCAUUGCUAUCAGUGCUUACACUUUCGCAUUCAGUUAUCAUUUCUGCCUCCCGGUAUCACGAUCAAUCAGACGGACGUGAUGGAGUUCAAACGGUUUUGGACAGCGUCCGAGACUGGAGAAGAUUCCAAAAUUCAAUUUAUCUGUGUCCCUGUAUGCCCACCAGGGCUUCCGUUUCGUUUGAAACACCCAUCCACGAGAGAGAUGAUUUGCCACACACAGUCCACAUUUUCGAGUGCAGAACGAAAUCAGCUACUUCAGGAACAAACUCGCCCUGGUGCAGAUCAUAUUGCCCGAGUGAAAACCGGACCAAGCUCCGGAUUACUUUGGAUCUCCGGUCUCAUCGUCCUCGUGACCGCAUUCGUAUUGUGCUGUUGUUGUUUGCGUCUACGCUUGCGUGCUUGGAAUAAAAACCAGUCCCAACGGGGACGAGGCCGAUCUAUGGGGGCACGUUUGGGUUGGAAAUUGGCGGCUGCUUUGCGUCGUAAAACCGCACCGGGUGCAUUCGAACAAAUGAUCCCGUGGAAUGGUGGUGAAUCGAUUGAGUGUCAGUCAUUUGAUGCGAAUCCUAAUAGACGGGUGAAAUCCGACACCACGUGCUCCACCAUGUCACAGUAUUCACAUGUGUACUCCACCAACAUGAGUGGUCCAAAUCUCGGUCGCCUGGUGAUGAUCAAUUCGGAUGACUUAAUUCUGGAUGAACAGUGUGGUCCGUUAGGUAGUGGUGCAUUUGGAGCGGUGUACCGUGGACUAUGGCGCGUGCAAAGUCUUAACGAAGAAAGUUCAGGCUAUACCGAGAUACGUUCUGAGAUUGAAAAUACUGCACCCGGAACAGUAACAUUGGUAAAUCGUCCACAGUCAAUUCAGUCGUGUGGUACGCAGUCCACCGGGCUCACUGGCCACACGACUGAUGAUGACUGCGCUCAACCCUUGAUGCGUGUUGUUCAUUCAUCAGGAUCAGUCACACCUGGUACUGCUCGAGUGGGUCGAUUCAACGAGCGGCGAAUGUUACCUGUGGCUGUGAAAAUACUCAAUGACACCCGUGGCUAUUCAUGGCACUGUGGCGAAAUCUUUUGGUAUUUCGAGGAAACUCCACGAUUUCUCCGUGAUGUAGAUGUCAAACUUCUAUCCUGGAAUAAUAGUCCUUAA